ACUAAAUCCUUUCAGCAAAAAUAUGGCAAUAUCGCAAAAUGAUCAAGUAUGACACAUAGAAUGGAUCUGCUAUCCCCGUUUAAAUAAAAACAAUUCAUUUCAGUAGGCCUUUAAGGUUAGAUUAAAGGGCUAAAAACUACCAAAGACUCCAAAGGGUUGGUGGUGCAAGCAAACAUUUGGGUAAAAAAAUGGUAUCAUCCUUACCUUUCCUCUCCUCGCUCCCAGCUCUGUACCAGCUUGCCAGCGUGUGCAGCGGAAUGUAGUUGGCUUCAAACUCACAGUUGGGGUUGAGGAGGAGGCCCCGGAGGCGGGCCCUGAGCCGAGGCUCGCGUCCCUUGAAUGGACCCAAGAAAAGGCGUCUGGAGUCGUAGUCGUUGGCGUGCAAGUUGUCCCAGAUGAGUGGAGGACGCUGGAGUACGGACUCCACCUCAGCCAGACAGUCCACAGACAGUUUUCUUGAGAUGACCUUACUUCCUGCAGAAACCCAGAGAGGAGGGUGAAAAAUAAAGGCGCUGGCAGCUCGUUAUAUGUGAACACUCUCACCUGUCCAUAUGACUGUGAUGUUAGGAAGCAGGUCCUCGCCAACGGUCUGCAGGUAUGGAGAUUUCAGCACACUGGGAGAACACAGAGAAGCGCAGUACUCUAAAAAAAAGGAGAGGAUACUCAGUCAUUAGUUUUCAUCCUCAAGUUGACAAGUAAAUGUUUGACACAGUUACGCACGGCACACACCUGUCGGGCAGAAGAGAAAGACAGGCGGCUCCCCCAGGAAGUGAUAAAUCUCAUUGGUUAUGGUGACCUGAGCGUGUGCAAAGGAAGAGAAGGCCUCACUGUCGGCCUGACACAAGGAGUGGUCGAUAUCAUCAAACAGGAUGGCAAACGCCCGGCAGCCCAGAUCAGACACCUGCAGGCCGGGAGAAGAAACCAACUGCUGGAGACAGAGCGUGCGACGGGGUCGGAUUAUUGGGGCGCCUCCUACUUGUCUCAGCUUGCGUUUAAGAAGUGUCAAGUCACAGGGGGAUGAGAAGACGAUGUCCUGGCCGGGAGAGAGGGCGUAAACAAACCCGAGGCCUCUCGACUGGGCCUCCGCAAUCAGAGUGCGCAGCUGACCUGAGAGGAGAGGCUUGGCAUGAAGGUGACAGAACACAAGGGUGAACGGGACACUUUUGUAGUACCUUCUUCCUCAGGUGAAUAGACUUCUCUCCACAGCAGCCUGUGUUUUAGGUCAUCUUUUGGGCCGUACAGGUAGGUAUUCAAACCCCAGUCCUGCAUCCUUUAGCAAAGAGAGCAAACUUAGCCCAGCGCUGUAUUGAUCUUGAGGAUAAUUUAGCGGAAAUGACCUCCUGAAUUAUACAUAUGAUGCGAGCAGUCAGCUGAUAUGAGGAAAGUGUUUACAUGAUCAACGUGUUUCCAUUUUAGGCUGCUUCCUGUGCAGAUGGCAUGAACAUCAACAAUGCUGCACACACACACUCACACACACACACACGCUGUGCAGCCAUGCCCACUCUGCCAAACUUAUGCAACACUGAACACUUGAGCUGUAAAAAAGUGGAUCUAUAAAUAACGACAGUGCCCACAUGCUGGGCUGCUGCUACGGCAACGUGGCGAAAACAUGCAUGCGAUCCAAAAUAUUUUUGAACUUUUGUGCAAACAUAUAUUUAGGAGUGUACUGGGGUGCUGCCUUUGUGAUUGUUUGUUUAAAUAUAGCAAAAAAUGGUGGCACACUUACCACUGGAAGAGAACUUUCCUCUGGUCCAUUGACCAUGGUCUCCCAUAGAAACCUAGAGAAAUAAAAUGAAAUGUAAUAAAUCAGGAUAGAUGCCAUUGAGGCCCUGCUAUUGUCUGCUAUUACAAUUACAGCAAUCCUAAAAGUGGUACAAGUCAAAGUUACCACCCCCUGUGGUGUUCACUGCAGCCCAUCUCUUUUCGUCUCGUGUUUGCCAGAGGCAGAAUUCAUUUUUACAUAGCGUUUGCUAUUAUUAGAAACGGAAGCAUCUCCAGGGUCCUUCUUCUUCCUUUGUGAUGUCUGAAUAUGUAUGUGAGCUGUACAUCAGAUGUAGUACUGCUAAUAUGACACCGCUCUGGUGCAGGCCUACAGGGAGUGCGGCCUUUUGAUGUGUGCAUCGCCAUCCUGUUCCCCCAACGAGACUAAUUGCCACGCAACACAGUAGAGGGUGUUACUAUAGGUAAUUAAACAUGACUCAGAGCCUUGCAUUCAAAGUUUGCAUUGAUUAUGGUGAGUAGUUUGGCAUUUUGCAUUCAGUCACCAUCUCCUCAUGCACUUAUGGCCACAACAUUAGGUACACCUGCAUCAAACUGAAAGCUCGUUCUGCAUUUCUAUCCACUAAAUGAGUUCACCGGAAAUAAAAAACAAAACAUGAAUUGUAAAGUUGUAAUUAUAGAUGGAUCUCAUGUGUACAUCAGCUUCCUUCCUUUCACCUGAGCAGGCUGGGAGUGAUGCCUUCAUGCAUGGCCGCUGCAGCCAACAAACUCAUUCACUUGAAAGGCUGCAAGGGAGCGAGCUACAUGCCCACAGAAAUGUAGGUCAAACGGAUGGAGAAGGCGGAGGGGGGUGGGGGGAGAAUGAGAAAGGGAGAAAAUGGCAUGAUGUGACAGGUGAGGGAUGCUCUUACCUUCCACCACCCCACAGAGAAAGUGCUUCUCCUCCUCCAUCCUGCCGCCCUUCCAGCGUCCAGUCGGCCGUAAAGCAACCAGGGAAGCUGCGAUGCUCUCCCGCCGUCUUUGGGGCUAAUUUGUGGCUGAAUGCUUCAUACUUCUUCUUCCUCUGCCUGCCUCCUCCUCCUCCUCUACUCCCCUCAUCCUCCUCUUCACUGUGCUGCUCUUACCACUGGGGCUCUCCGUGUUGCCUUUACGUGUACAACAAAAGCUAGUAUUUUCCAGUACCACGAUCUACUUGCUAUAUGCAUUUUCGAACGUAAGACAAACAAUGUUAUGAGUUUUUUGUAAAUCCAACUAGGCAAAUUACACUUUAUCUUACUGACUUUUUUUCCCAUUAAAAAAAAACUCUUUACCUUUUCAUUUAUUCACCUGACAUUUUGUUUUAUUCAUUUAUUCCGCCUAUCCGGGACAAACCCCUCCCCCAGAGGUGUGGCGUCAUUGCAAAAUUGGGUUGGGCAAUACUGCGAAUGUUCUGAUAGCGAAGAUAUCCAGGCCAAUAUCGCCAAUACCGAAACUUCUUUACGUGGUCAUUGUUCAGGACUAUUGAAUAACUUUAUUUUUUAGCUUAAUAUUAAAAUAAAAUAAAACACAAUAACGAUUUCCCAAAUAAAAAUAUUGUAAAUGAACAACCUGUAAAAAAAAUAAGACAUACAUACAACAAUAUAAGACAAUAUCAACAAAACAAUCACCUUUUUCAUUUUUGUACCAUACAGUUGUUGGAGGAAAAUAACCAAUAUCGCUAAAUCACAAAAAUCCCCCAUUGGGUCACAUUCAAAUAAUUUGGCUCAUUUAAAGCCCUCUGUAUCCAGGGUUUUUUAACGAAUAUAACUGUAAUAUACAUAUACAGUACAGUGCAUUUGAAUAACACAACAAAAAACAUGGAAAUUUACUGUAAAAUAUUGACCGUAUCACGCUAGUAUUGAUGAAUCGAUCCGAUACCAAUAUUACCUUUAGUGUCGAUAUGCUAUUUGAAAGUAUCUGCCCACGGUCUGUUAAAAUGUGCUUAAGUAGCUAAUUCUCCCUACAGUGUUUAGCAUAUGUUUACUGCUCGAAAAAGUGACGCUUUCUAUUCAACUUCAAGGUAGGAGCAAUGCAUUGAUUGAUUGAUUGAGACUUUAAUUAGUAGGUUGCACAGUGAAGUACAUAUUCCGUACAAUUGACCACUAAAUGGUAAUACCCGAAUACGUUUUUCAACUUGUUUAAGUCGGGGUCCACUUAAAUUGAUUCAUGAUACAGAUAUAUACAAUCAGAUACUAUCAUCAUAAUACAGUAGACUAUGUCAACUCUCCUUCGAUCAUUUCUAUGACUUAAAUCAGUGUAAUGUCCGUCAUCUUUGCUCAGGAAGGUAAAUGCUUCAAGUGCAAUGGAAGCUGUGGCCAGGGGCGUCGAAGUGGAAGGGUAAGUGGGGAUGUUGUACACGGGCCGCAACGUGGGCCCCUGAGCUUCUGUAAAGUUUGAAUAUAUUUUUAAUGUUAUUUAGAUAUGAAAUAAAUAUUAAUAUAAAACAAACAUAGCUAUGAAAAUUCAAUAAGGUUGUUUGAAUCUAUGACGUUUAACUGCCUACACCCCCUAUCAAACAUGCAAAAUGGUUCGUCAUCAUCUAGCUCAGGGAUUCUCAAACUGUGGUACGGUACAUGGGCUCUAUCUAGCGGUACGCCAAAGAAUCACUUGAUUAAAGUACAUUUUUUUAUUAUCCUAUAUUUAUACACACUGUUACUGUUCAAACUGCCUUAUGUUAUAGAGGCCCAAAAAAUUAAAUAUAAUUCAUAAAUAACAUUUCUGCCUAGUUUUAAAUGAAUAUUUAGGCCUACAACACUACUGCAUUUUAACGUUGGUCAUUAUUAUGGUACUUGGAGAGCCAAGUUUUUUCUGAGGUGGUAUUUGGUGAAAAGGGUUUAAGAACCACUGAUCUCGCCCAUGGGUGUUACCGGUAUAGUGCUGACUUUGACAAUGUCACAAAUAUGUAUGAAUUGACUGAUUGAUUGGACAAUCCCUACUAACAAAGUGUUACAAAACUAAACAUAAUUAGCCUUUGUCUGAUUAAGGCCUUACAAAAAGUUUCAUUUGCACAAUUAUUUUACAUUCUUGGAUGUGUCCUUAUCUUUUAUAUGAGAUGGUCGGUUAUCAGACAUCCUCUUUCACACAUUAACCUGUCACAGCUUUCACCACAGACCUGAGACGUGCAUUCCACUACAGAAAAAGCUCUACUCGCCCACCGCUAAACUGACCUUAAAGCUCGCUUUGGCGCGCACAAGUGGGCAGUGUAAUCAGAUUAGUGCGCAGGCAGGAUUACCCGUGCAAGCAGAUGGAACACUGAGGCGGUCUUCAGGUUUACUUUGAGCCAAAGUGCACACACAGGCAGAGGCUCAAGAGGAGGACAGGAUGAAGAUGGAUUAAACCCCAUGUUGUUCAAGCAGAUAUAAAAGAAGACACAGCACAGGAAUUGCUGGAAAACCAGGGUGCUUUGAUUGAUUGUGUGAAGGUGUGAUGUCUCCCGUGGUGGACGAGACAGCGGGGGACCUCCCAGUUCACGAUGUGGGGCUGAUGAGGGGAGGACUCAUGCCGACUGUUCCAGCAGAUGCCACACGUGAUGUGAAGCCGUGGAAGAAGCAUCACAUCAUGAUGACCAAAGAUCCUCAGCGGCUCUUUCGUUUCCCCAGGGAGCAACUGGAGGACCUUUGCCUUCACCUGCAAGAAGAGAACACUGUGUUAAGAAUGCACUCACGAGCACAAGAGCAAAAGAUGCGCAGGAUGUCCACCAGACUGAUUCGUCUCCGUCAGGCCAGUCCCGGUGCCAAAGAGAGGGACAUGGAGGACUCAUUGCAAGAGCUGGAAGCUCGUGUGGCCACGUUGGAGAGCCAGAAGGUUGUCUUACAGAACAAACUCAGCCUGGCCAAGCAGCAUAUUCUGGACUUGGGGGGGCGUACACCUUACAAGUUCAUUAAAGGUAAAUGUGCAGAAGUUGAUGGCGGAGUCAGGAGGGCUGCGCAGACGGCCCCACCCCGCUACGGCCCAACAACAGAGGACACCAGGGGACAGAUGGAGAAAUUCUGUGUGAGCGAGCAGAUGAGGGUGACGGAGCUCCAACUGGCCCUCCGAGACACACUACAAGAUAAAGAGCGAGAGAUGGAGGGCACCAUUAGAGAGAUGAAGAAGCAACAGGCUGAAAGACACAAAGCAACCAUCAGAGAAAACUUGGAUGUGAUCCGUCUCCAAAAGAAGCUUUCCGAGAAGAGCACGGCCCUGCGGGUAACCCAGCAGAAGAUCACUGACCUGCAACAGGCCUAUGAGAAGCAGCUGGAGGAGACUCAGACGUCACUGACGGAAAGCCAGACUGUCCUCCUAGAGAAGGUGGAGGAGCUGAGUGAGAAGCUGAAGCAGGAGAGGCAGAGAGUGCUGACCCUGGAUGGUCAACUCACAACUGCCAGCUUGUCUCUGCAGAACCUGGAAAAGCUACAAGAGCGUAUAAGUGACCUGGAGGGAGAGAGGGAUCGGAUAAAAGAAAGCUAUGACUCGCUACUUGAGAGUACUUUAUCUACUUACAACGACACUGUGGAAGAACACAAGGUGGUGUACAAGGAAAGGGACGCACCAGAAGACACCGUUUCCACAAUAGAUGCAAAUAUCCUGGAGAAAGCGCUGCAGGCGGAGCGGGAGGAAAGAGGCAGGCUGGAAUCGGAGAAGGAGAAGCUCAGACAAGAGAAGGAGAUAAUGGAGGAGCAGAGGGAGCAAGAAGGAGCCAAACUAAAAUAUCUGGAAGAGAAGAUACUCGAGUACAACGAUCAGAUUUCUGUCCUACAGCGCAGACUAGACUCUGUCACCAAGGAGUUUGACAUGAGUGACGAAGAGCUCAGCGAAACACUUUUUCAGAUUAAGGCGUUCCGUAUGCAACAGGAGAGCAGAGAGGGUUUAUGUCUCCCCGGGACUGAUCGAGAGGAAGAGCUUGUCAACAAUCAGGCCUUACACGCCGAGACCGUGCUUGAAUUACAGAAAACCAGGAGCCUCCUUUUGCUAGAGCAUCGCAUCAGUAAAGACCUUCAGGAGGAGUUGGACACAACCAAAACAAGGUUGGAGAGUGAAAGGGAGGCGAUGAGGAUGAGGAUGGCGGAGAAAGACAAACUGUUAUGCAAAAGAGCUCUCCAGAUCAAUGCUUUACAAGACCAGCUGAAAACCUUUGCGUACAACACAAAGAGCCACAAACGGACCAUACCGAUACAGUACACAUGGCCAACAGGAGAAAAACAAGCAGUCUCGCCUGAAGAUUAUAUUUCUUAUUCUCCAUUGAGGUCUGGAGAGUCCCUCUUAGAAGUUCACAUCAAGGAUGCCACCUUCACUCCAAGUGGGCUUCGGAAUAUGAGCAGCAUUGAUCCAGACCAAGGUGAAGACACGGUGACCUUCUGUACAUACAGCCUUUUGGACUUUGAAGUCCACUCCACACCUUUGGUGGCGGGAAGCAAACCCAACUACAGCUUCACCUCCCACUAUGCUCUGACUGCCUGUGAUCUGGAAAGGCUAGAGGUACAGGGGUGGAAGGUCAAAGUGGAGCUCCACCAGGCAGUAGGAGGGGUCCGCUUUCUAACGCACGGGAGUGGACAGGUGUCCCUGUUGGCUGCCGUGGAGAGGAGAGGGGAACAUAUUAAUGGACGUGUGCACAUCACAGGUUCUGUGAGGGAAAUAGUCGGUGUUGUGGAUUUCUGGGUCCGCCUAUUCCCACCUACAGAGCCCAUGGAUGCAGUGGUGUCGGGAGGCAAUGACAGGACCACAGCAACAAAGAAAAUGCCGGCUCAAAUCUCUCUUGGCUGGCAAACUGCCGGCCAUGCGCAGGAGUUGUACGAUUUUGGUGGAGGUAUUCCCAACGAGUUGAUGUUGCUGCUGGAGCGCUGUGAGGGUCUAAAAGGGCGCUGGCCUGGACUACUUCCUGAUGCCUACCUGACCUACAGAUUCUACGACCUGCAGCCCCAUGUGUCCCAAACUGUCCGGGGUAAUGUCAACCAAGUUUUCCACGACAUCACCAGCUACCCGCUUGCAAUCACAACUGAUGUGUUGCACUACUUGAGGUCAAGCAGCCUUUGGGUCUAUGUGUUUGAUGAUAGCGAUGACCAGAUACCACCAGUCUACUUGGCUAAAACACCCAUCCCACUGAGAGCGCUGGCAACUGGCAGGGAGAUCCAAGGUGAUUAUGUUCUGCGUGAUCCAGCUGGUGGCCCACGGGGGACUGUCAGGGUGUUGAUUAAAUGGAAGUACCCCUUUCAACCACCAGUAGAUGUGAUGGAAAGCAGCAUGAGAAACCAAGGAUUAGCAGAAGACUCACAAAGACCGAUAGCUAAGCCCAGAGUCAAGACAAAGCACCUUGAGUCAGGAGAAACCAAAGCAAAGAUGAGGAAGAUGAGAGCUUACCCUUCACUUGACAACAUACAACCAAGCCAGACCAAGAGGUCCAACAAAAAGUCUCCUGCUCAUCAUGACGAGGAACCCCCCACUGUGCUCUCUCAUUCGCCAAUCACAAAAUCUUCCAGACGUGCCACGUCACUGAGAAGACACUCUGUUGGUGAUCCUGCUACUCAGAACAUUUCCUCUGUGGAUCUGGUGUCAGUGGAUAAAGAGCAGGAAAAGGAGGAAAGGAGCGAGAGUGCUGUUGAAGAACCCUCAGAGUCCUCUGAGACCUUAACAAGCGACCUCAUUGUUUCAUCAAAACAAGAGAGAAGAAAGGGUGACAAGCUAAGAGUGGAGAUCUUUUCGUUGACUUUCGAACCGUCCUCUCAAGUGGCGCUGGACGAUUCAGUGCAGCGUGUCUACGUGGAAUACCGGCUGCUGGGUAUUCCCAUGGAAACAACGGAGACGCCCGUGUCCCUCCGCAAGCCCACAGGGGGGGAGGAGAUUCACUACAACUUCACACGAGUCAUCUAUGUGGAUGGUUCACUGUCAGCGCCACUCAGACAGUAUCUUUACACCAUGUUGGAGGGCAGUGACCCCAACAAGGGCAGGUUAAAGUUCACAGUCGUCAGUGAGCCAAUGGAUGGCAAUGAGGAGUGCUGGGAUGUCGGAUGCUCCUUCUUGGACCUGCAAGAGCUGCUGCUGACAGGGAACGACGUCAUUGAACGGCAAAUUGACAUUGUGCGAGUAGAUGACGAAAAGGAGGUGAUAGGAUUCCUCAAAGUGUCUCUGGAGGCAGCAAAAGCCCUGACUGGAAUUUACCAAGAGUUUCACCGGCCAAUGGAUGCUGAGGAUAACAGCGAUAAAGAAACCCAGCAAGAAGAAGAGGCGCAGCAGCAGAUGGAAAAAGAUGCAAUUAUUGUGAUAGACUACAAUGACAGCGACUUCUAAUUACACUUAAAGCCUACUCACAAAAAGGAAUAUUCAUUCGGCUUUUGGAUAAUAUUUUACCUUUACAGGUGAACCUAAUUUGACCUUCACCAAUUUUUUAAAUUAUCCAACUGUUAAAAGUUUGUCUACUUUCUGCAUAACUUGCUGUUCUCUAACAAGUCGCUGAACAGGUGUGUGAUCGAUACAUAAGCCAAUAAAUGUUCGGCUUCAAUUAGAAUAGAUAUUUAAAUAGUCUUCUUCAUCACGCUAUUAACCUUUUGACUUCAUGAAACCAACACCUAACACUUAAUCAACAGUAGCUCGCCAUUGUGAGGCUUCAAACAAGAUGUUCUCAGAGGGAAGUGGCCACUGAGCUUCAGAGUCAGCAGCAGGUUACAGAUACAGAGGGACUGGAAGAGUCACUGAUAAUUACAGGUGAGCGUGUCGUUCUAAAUAUUGAUAGUAUCGAUCCCAAGGUGGGUGUCGGUAUCGGAUCAAUACUUUUGUUGCAGUUUCUCGUCUGUGAAUCCAGCAAAUUAUUGGCUUUUCCUGAGAGUUCUUUCGAGCGCAGCAUGUCUUAUAGUCUCGAAAUAAUAAUAAUGAAUUAUAUUUGUAACACACUUUACAUUUGUUAAAAUCUCAAAGUGCUACAAAAUAUUUAUUAAAAAAAAGUUAGAAUAUAUAAUAGAAAAUUAAAAUAGAAAUAAAAACAUGAAAAACACUAGAUAAGCACUACAUAAAAUAUAGCAACAUAGAUAAAAUAGAACAAAACAUGAAAGCACUGGAUAAAACAGAUAGGCAAGCAGUGCAUUUAAAAACAAAAAAGCAAAUAAAUUAGAUAAAAGCUGUGCUAAAAAAGUGGGUUUUUAGUCCCUUCUUAAAGUGGUCGACCGACUGUGGUGCUCUAAGAUGGUCGGGGAGAGCGUUGCAGAGUUCGGGUGCGGUCGAGCAGAAAGCCCAGCGGCCCAUUGUUUGUAGGUUUGUCCUAAAGGGUUUGAGGAGGUUGGUGUUUGAGGAGCGGAGGUUGCGGGUGGGAGGUUGAGGGGAAACUUAAGUCCUUGAGGUAGGAGGGGGCGUUGCCGUAGAUGCAUUGAUGUGUUAGCAGGUUAAUCUUGAAAUCGGUCAGGGAUGCAAUAGGGAGCCAGUGGAGUGAUUUCAGGAUGGGUGUGAUAUGAUCCCGCUUGCGCACUCUCAUCAGGAUCCUCGCUGCGCUGUUUUGGAUGUACUGGAGCUUUUUUAUGCUCUUUUUGGGGACCCUGACAAGAAGUGCGUUGCAGUAAUCAGUGCAAACAGUGCACCUCUUUCUUUUUCUACUGCUCACUCAGGUACACUUUGCCAUCCCUACUCCCUGCUACUACUGACUUAAUUAUUCACAAAUAUCUGCCUGCAAUAGAAGUUAUGUACGGUGUUGACAUUUUUGUAUUACAUUUUUUUUACAUGUUUGCAUUUUUCUUUAUUUGCACGAGUAGAUUUUUUCUUAAAUAAUUGUAUGAAAUUGAAAGUAAUGUAAUUAUUUUAUAUAUUUGUUUUUUUCCAUAUGUAGUAUUGUAUAGUUGCAUUUUAGCACAUUUUUAUUUUAAUAAAAUAAUUAUCUUGUAGUACCACAGUCACAAUCAACUAAUUAGUUGCAAAUUUGCAAAUGCAUUCAAUGUUUGAUAACUAAAGUCAAAGUAUCGUUAUCAAUAACGGCAAUUCUAGCCCUUUUUUAAUCGGAUCAAUAGCAUAAUUCCUAGUAUUGCCCAGCUCUAAUUAACUGAAAAGGUAUGUGAAACUAUUUUCACAAAGGUUUCUUCAGUUGCACAAUUCAGCUCCUGGUGGGAAAACAGUAAGUUGUGCAUAAAGUAUUGAAACAUUGAACAGUGGGACAUGAUCAUUCAAAAGUUGGAUAAGGUCAAAUUAUAUUAACCAUUAACACGCGAAGUCCCAGAGAAGGGUCAAUUGACAUUUUUACCUAGAAAACACACAAGAGGGUCAUUUGACCCCUAGUCCCCCCUGUGGACACUCCUUUUGUUAUGAAAAUGUGGCUGUUAGUGGCACACGGCAGGGGGCCACUUGAGCCUGUGUGGGGGAGGGGACCUUACAGCUCAAGCUUUAGUUCUGAGGUAGGUUGUGUGUGUUUUUGCAAGGAUCAACAGAAUGAAGGGAUCAACACUCUGACAUUUAUUGUUAAAAAAAAUACAAAACAAAACAUAUUUACAAAGAAUGAAAAAGCAACUGUUUUCCCAGUUUUGGUGUGGAGGGUUGUUGCAGAAGCAAUUGUUAUUUUUGUGUGCCAAAAAUAGUUUUAAAAAAAAAAUUUACAAAGAAAAAAGCAUAUUUACAAAGAAUGAAAAACCAUGUCCAUGUAAACGUGACUGACAUACAUUUGAGCAGUCACUCACAAUCCUGGCACUGCCAUUGCUCCUUUCGGCAUUUCCCACAUGUAUAAUUUUUCUGUCUACCUAGACAAACUGCCCCUAACAGCCUCAUUACCAUAACAAAAUGAGUGAUUAGUGUAUUCGGGAAAAGCGUCGGGCCAAAUGACCCCUCUCUGGGUCUUCUAGGUAGACAGAAAAAUGCUGGGACUUCUAGUGUUAAAGGUCAUAGUGCAUUUGUUAUGUUCCACAUAGUGGUGGUUUGUUUGUGUUUCUUCCCCUAUUGUUUCUACAGGUGACACUCAUUCACUGCCUCUGCUGCCAAUCAACCGGUUCCUGUUCCCAGCUGCUCCUCAUUUCACUCGCCUGUUAAUCAGCCAGCCAAUCCCAGUCCACCAUUCAUCCUCCCAACCUGUUUAAAAUCACCUGCUCACCACUGGAUCAGGUGGAUUAUUUUUCUGACAUGCUGUGUGGAGCUUUGAUAGAUGCCACGUUGUUUUGUAAUCAUUUUUGUUAAACUCUUUGCUUAACUUGUGCCACCUGUUUUUUUGUCUUCAUUUUGUUUUACCCUUCUAGUUUUGUAAGUAUCUGCAGCCUAGUCUUGGGAAAGGUUAGAUAGUAGUGAUGGGUUGAUGAGGCCUCAUGAAGCGUUUCGACACAUUGCAAAACUGUAUUGAUACUGUGUCGAUACUGUGUCACUAAAUACUGCCAUCUGCUGGACAUUAAAAAUCCCUACAGGCAACCUAUGGACCGACUCAACUGACACUGAUAUUAUGACCUAGUAUAUACAAUAAUAUAAACCAAGUCAUUGUAUUUCAUUUAGGAUUA
Entelurus aequoreus (snake pipefish) is the source of this 12161-nucleotide messenger RNA. It is a transcript of the gene rpgrip1, whose product is annotated as RPGR interacting protein 1. Bases 5164 to 9000 code for a protein of 1278 amino acids. NCBI's taxonomy places the organism in Eukaryota, Metazoa, Chordata, Actinopteri, Syngnathiformes, Syngnathidae. Gene Ontology annotation, cellular component: photoreceptor connecting cilium. The transcript is spliced from 31 exons. Gene Ontology annotation, biological process: retinal rod cell development; non-motile cilium assembly. The record is from RefSeq and is a predicted model, not a curated record.